Messenger RNA from Nymphaea colorata (pocket water lily), 870 nucleotides. RefSeq lists its product as uncharacterized. The coding region runs from base 70 to 501 and encodes 143 amino acids. The transcript is spliced from 4 exons. Lineage: Eukaryota; Viridiplantae; Streptophyta; Magnoliopsida; Nymphaeales; Nymphaeaceae. The record is from RefSeq and is a predicted model, not a curated record.
CCAGAAACAAGAGAGAGGGAGAGAGAAAGCUCCAGGAACCAGUCACUGAGAACCAGAGAAGCAGAGAGCAUGGUCAUCUUCUUGAGGAUUCCAAACAGGCCCUUCUGCCAAGCCCCAUUCUUCGGCACAGGAAGAGCCUCAUGGCUGAGCACAAGAGCAUGCCACCACCCAGUUGGCGGCCUUUUGGCAGCUGCAGUCGUUUUCUCCGCUGCCAACUCCCUCGAGCCGCCGGAGACGCUCUCUAACGUCCCACAGACGCUUUCCGGGGAUGACGGAAAGGCCGCCAGAAUCCAGAAGCCCAAGUCAAGGCGUGCCGAAUCAUGUACCGUAAAGUGUGUGACCACGUGCAUCCGCGGCGGUGCUGGAUCACCUGGAGAAGGCCCUUUAAACGCCAGGAGGCCCCUUGUGGUAUUCAAACAAGGAUUCAGGAGUCGGCAAUAUUGCCUGAUUGAAUGCUCGGAUAUCUGUAACCUCAUCAAGGAUGGUGAAGAUGGAAGUUGAUGAGUUCCUCAUUAUCUCAGGAAAAUUCCUUUUUGUUGUAUAAAGAUCAAUCUCAUUUGUUUGGUUUAGAUAAAAGGCGAUUCUAUUGACCUUAAUGUCACUACACAGAGAGAGGGAGAGCGAGCGCACAUGGUCAUCGUGCAUCGGAUACAGUCGAGCAGGUUCUGCCCUUACCCUCAGUGGUACCAAAAAGAUGAAAAAGAACUUGAUUUUUCUUUUCAAGUCAUCAGAUAUUGAGUUCUUCGUGUUGCGAUGGGAGCGGAGCUGCGCUUUCAAUUUUACCAACUUUCCCUUCAGUUUGUUUUCAAUUCUGUUUUUGUAUGUUUGAACGUGUAUUUGAAAGGAGAAAAAAAAUCUUCACGUCAAGAA